AUGGAGUACCCCCCUCAAUAUCAACAGCCUCAUGGCCAACACCCCCAUGCCCCCUCCCACAUGCCCGGUCCCUAUCAAUCGGGGCCUCCGCAACCGGGUGCUUCCGUCGGAUCCAUGACUUCUUCCUCCAACGCGCAACCCCCCAUGCAGCCCCAACAUCCGUCGCACCAAACCUCCCCCAUCGUCCCUACACAGCAGCACUAUCAGCAAGCGCAAGGUGGACCGGGUGGUGUUCACCAGCAGAUGGGCUUCCCCCAGGGUUAUGGCGUCUCGGCGGCUAUGGGCCAACCCUAUGGGAUCUCGCCCGGCCAGGCUGCCGCCAUGGCUACCGCGGCCGCUUCCGGUCAGCUCUACCCUUUCCCGCAACACGACGGUAUGGGUGGGCAGAUGGCGCCAGGGACCCGAGGCUCUCCCCGCAUGGCCGGCAUGCCUAUGAAGACUGAGCGUAAUCCGCGAUCACCCCCUCAGAUGUCCGGCCCCAUGCCCCCCAUGGGCCCCCAGGUUUCGAUGCAAGGUCAACAGAUGCCGCCCGGUCGCCGCAUGAGCCACAUUGGAAGCCCCAAUGUGCCGACCGCCCAGCCGGUGAUGAAUCACGUUGGCCGACCCUCAGUCGCACAGCCCAUGCCCGGUGCUCCGCAGGCUUCCCUCCAGACCCAGCCGUCCCCUGAGAUGGUCCCGAGUGGAAACCAGGAAGAAUCGCCUCUCUAUGUGAACGCCAAGCAAUUCCACCGGAUUCUCAAGCGCCGCGUUGCCCGCCAAAAGCUCGAAGAGCAGCUGCGAUUGACAUCCAAAGGGCGAAAGCCAUAUUUGCAUGAGUCGCGCCAUAAUCACGCGAUGCGCCGUCCACGUGGUCCUGGAGGGCGAUUCCUGACCGCAGACGAAGUGGCAGCCAUGGAGAAGAAGGCCGCCGAGGGUGACGGUGAGGCCGCGGCCGACCAGGGCAAGGAGAAUGGGUCUGCGGGCCACAAGCGAAAGUCCAGUGACGUGAAUGAGGACGGAGGCAGCGCGAAAAAGACCAAGACGAAUCUGAGCGUCGAGGGAAGUGAACACGAGUCGGCCGAUCCGUCAGAUGAGGAUGGUUGA
Penicillium oxalicum is the source of this 1083-nucleotide messenger RNA. It is a transcript of the gene hapB, whose product is annotated as CCAAT-binding transcription factor subunit HAPB. The coding region runs from base 1 to 1083 and encodes 360 amino acids. Lineage: Eukaryota; Fungi; Ascomycota; Eurotiomycetes; Eurotiales; Aspergillaceae. Gene Ontology annotation, biological process: regulation of transcription by RNA polymerase II. Gene Ontology annotation, molecular function: DNA-binding transcription factor activity, RNA polymerase II-specific; RNA polymerase II cis-regulatory region sequence-specific DNA binding. The record is from RefSeq and is a predicted model, not a curated record. The transcript has a single exon. Gene Ontology annotation, cellular component: CCAAT-binding factor complex.